Messenger RNA from Nannospalax galili (Upper Galilee mountains blind mole rat), 561 nucleotides. Its product is annotated as beta-3 adrenergic receptor. The record is from RefSeq and is a predicted model, not a curated record. Gene Ontology annotation, biological process: norepinephrine-epinephrine-mediated vasodilation involved in regulation of systemic arterial blood pressure; adenylate cyclase-activating adrenergic receptor signaling pathway. The annotation marks the transcript as partial. Lineage: Eukaryota; Metazoa; Chordata; Mammalia; Rodentia; Spalacidae. Gene Ontology annotation, cellular component: membrane. The transcript has a single exon. Gene Ontology annotation, molecular function: beta3-adrenergic receptor activity; epinephrine binding; norepinephrine binding.
ACGGUGGGAGGCAACCUGCUGGUAAUCGUGGCCAUUGCCCGCACACCGAGACUCCAAACCAUAACUAACGUGUUCGUGACUUCACUGGCCACUGCUGACUUGGUGGUGGGACUCCUCGUAAUGCCGCCAGGGGCCACUUUGGCGCUCACCGGCCACUGGCCCUUGGGCGCGACUGGCUGCGAGCUGUGGACUUCGGUGGACGUGCUCUGUGUAACCGCCAGCAUCGAAACCCUGUGCGCCCUGGCGGUGGACCGCUACCUGGCUGUAACCAAUCCUCUGCGUUACGGCUCGCUGGUCACGAAGCGCCGCACCCGGGCAGCGGUGGUCCUGGUGUGGGUCGUGUCCGCCGCCGUGUCCUUUGCGCCCAUCAUGAGCCAGUGGUGGCGCGUGGGGGCCGACGCCGAGGCGCAGCGGUGCCACUCCAAUCCGCGCUGCUGUACCUUCGCCACCAAUAUGCCCUACGCGCUGCUCUCCUCCUCGGUCUCCUUCUACCUUCCUCUGGUCGUCAUGCUCUUCGUCUACGCGCGGGUUUUCGUCGUGGCCAAGCGCCAGCUGCGCCUG